Erigeron canadensis is the source of this 1054-nucleotide messenger RNA. Its product is annotated as triosephosphate isomerase, cytosolic-like. Gene Ontology annotation, biological process: gluconeogenesis; glycolytic process; glyceraldehyde-3-phosphate biosynthetic process. Gene Ontology annotation, molecular function: triose-phosphate isomerase activity. NCBI's taxonomy places the organism in Eukaryota, Viridiplantae, Streptophyta, Magnoliopsida, Asterales, Asteraceae. The coding region runs from base 40 to 807 and encodes 255 amino acids. Gene Ontology annotation, cellular component: cytosol. The record is from RefSeq and is a predicted model, not a curated record. The transcript has 9 exons.
GAACAAACCAUUUUCUUGCUGCACACUUUUUGAUCCGAUAUGGGACGAAAGUUCUUCGUUGGAGGCAACUGGAAAUGCAAUGGAACUAAGGAUGAGGUUAAGAAGAUUGUGUCAACACUUAAUGAAGGUCAAGUGCCAUCUGCAGAUGUUGUAGAGGUUGUGGUGAGCCCUCCCUUUGUGUUCCUCCCCUGUGUCAAAAGUGAACUAAAGCCCAAUUUUCAAGUUGCAGCCCAGAAUUGCUGGGUUAAAAAAGGAGGUGCAUUCACAGGUGAAAUUAGUGCAGAGAUGCUCGUCAACAUAGGAAUCCCAUGGGUCAUCAUCGGUCACUCUGAAAGAAGAGCUCUCUUAAAUGAAUCCAAUGAGUUUAUUGGAGAAAAGGUUGCAUAUGCACUUUGUCAAGGUUUGAAGGUGAUUGCUUGUGUGGGCGAGACUCUUGAAGAGCGGGAAGCUGGGACCACUAUGCAAGUUGUUGCUGCACAAACUGAAGCAAUUGCAGACAAGAUAGCAAGCUGGGACAAUGUUGUCUUGGCAUAUGAGCCAGUUUGGGCUAUUGGAACAGGAAAGGUUGCCACUCCAGCUCAGGCUCAAGAAGUACAUGCAGAAUUAAGGAAAUGGCUUGCAGCCAAUGUCAAUGCUGAUAUUGCUGCAAAAACCAGGAUUAUCUAUGGAGGAUCUGUAAACGGUUCCAAUUGCAAAGAAUUGGGAGGUCAACUAGAUGUUGAUGGAUUCUUAGUAGGUGGAGCUUCUCUAAAGCCUGAAUUCAUCGACAUCAUUAAGGCUGCUGAAGAGAAGAAAAUCAGUGGAUGAGCUUUACCCUUUAUAAAGUAAAAUUUUGGUGCGUUUAUGAGGAUAAUUUCAUCAUCUUCCAAAUAAUUUAUGGGAAGUGAAUCAUUAUUUUUGACAGAUGUAGCAAUCUCUUAGGUAAUUUCGUUAAAUGAAAUAAGCCUGUCAGAUGGGCAUAGGAUCAUAUUGCAGCAAUGAGUAGUCGUGAGUAUUCUUUUAGUUACCUUGUGAGUUGGUACUGAUUAAGGAAGAAAUGAAAAUGUGAUUAUGA